CUGAAUCCAAACUCCAGCCCGGCUCGGCCGCGCUUUGCCGCUUCGCUUCCCGCCGAGCCAACGGGUAGACGCCGGGCCCCCGCCGCCGCCAGGUGACUGAGGCAACCGCCGGGCGGGCCGGGGGCGCCGGGAGUCGGGGCCCUGCAGACCGAGGGGAAAACUGCGGCACGGAGCGGAUCAGCUGGCCGCAGGCGCCCAGCGCGGAGGUUCUGACCUAUCAUGGAGCCUGUGUAUUUCCCCUCUGGGCACCAGAUGAAUCCCAGGAUCACUUCAAACAGAAUGGUGCCUCUCAGCUUUCCUCCGUCAAAGAGCAUGCUCUGGGAUCCAACCCCGAUGGGAGAUGUCAAGUAUUUACAUCUCAGUUACUACAGGAAUCCCAGACUUGUGGUGACUGAGAAGGCCGUGCGGCUUGCUUAUCGGCACGCUAAGCAGAAUGACCCAAAUUUGUCGUGUUUUUUGCUUGGGACUCUCUUAAUAGAUGAAGGUGAGGAGGGUGUGAGGCUGAAAAUAGACCGCUUUGAUCCUGGUCGGGAAGUGCCGGGAUGCCUCCGGAAAGUCCCCAGCGCUCCCCUGCCCGGAGACUUUGUGAUUCCAUGCACAGUGAACACGGAGGGACUCUGCCCUGCAGACAUGAUCAUCCACGACCCCGAAGACUUGAGCUCGGUCUUGAAGACUCUGCAGCAGCAUUUGGGCAGCAAAGACACCCUGGACCUCUGCAAGCUGCUCCCCUUGAGAGCUCACGUCACUUCCAGGGAGCACCUAGACAACCUGCAGUUUGACUUUCACUGGUCAGCAGUGACUCCAGCCAGUUCUUUUCGAUGCACACCUGUGAAGCCUCUCCCCAUUAUUCCAACAGCUCUGGCAAGAAACUUGAACAGUCACAUGAAUAUUGCUCAAAUUCAGGGGACCUGUAAGUGGGGGUAUCUUACAAUGGAUGAAACACGCAAGCUGUUACUGUUGCUUGAAUCAGACCCCAAGGUCUAUUCCCUGCCAUUAGUUGGAAUUUGGCUGUCUGGCAUCACUCACAUCUAUAGCCCCCGGGUGUGGGCGUAUUGCUUGCGCUAUGUGUUCAGUGCUGCAAUUCAAGAAAGGGUUUUUUCCGAAUCUGGGAGUUUUGUCAUUAUUCUCUAUUCCCUGACACACAAGGAGCCUGAGUUUUAUGAGUGUGUUCUCCAAAGUGGCCCGGGAAGUGAUCUCCGCUUUCAGCUACUAACUAACAAGGAAACCUCACAUCUUUUCAAAAAUGUUGAACCUUCCCAGAAGAGCUCUCUCCAGUUUGAACUGAGCUCAGAAAACCCAAGUGCGGAAGCAGCCUUCUUUAACCAAGUGUCCAGGAAUCAUGCCAUGAAGAGGGCUUCCCAGAAGGUAUCCCCAGGACAGCAGCUCUCUGUAAGCGACCACGAUUCUGGCGUGGAAGAUGAAGAUUUGUCACCAAGACCAGUCCCUAAUCCUCACCCAGUGAGUCAGAAGGUAUCUACCAUCCAUCCUUCAGUUCCCGAGCUCUCUCUAGUUUUGGACGGCAGUUUUACAGACUCAAGCCCACCGCCCAAUGAUAGGAAAAUGGCGAAUCGCAAACCCAGCCCUUCAUUUAUGCAGUAUUCGGGACAGAUGUACUCAUUCCCUCAGCACUGUGAGGGGCCACAGGAAGCUGAGGAACUUCUGGGGAGGCUUCCGAGUCACCCAGGCCCCGGAGCCCCUUCGUGGAAGGCACUCGGAGAAAAGCCGUCGCCUCCGCCCAGACAAACCGGCCCCCAACCCGGGAAUCCUGCAGGGCCGCUCUGCUCCUCUCCCCCGGCUCUCCCAGGGCUUCCUAAGCCAUUGUCUCCUGAGGCUUCAGGGCAUAAGCCAAAGCAGGACAGAGACGGCCGGCAAGGGGCCCUGCCCGCAGCAUGCCCUUCUCCACAGUGGCUCCCCCAUGGCUUUGCUCUUUCACCCCAGAAUUUUGGCAGACCCACGGAGCUUCAGGUGCCUGCCCCCCCAGCCCCCUCUUACUGCCCCAGCAGCGUUUGCAGCUGCUGUCAGCACCAUGGACAUGUGCAGUACGGUCCAGUAAAUGUGUGGUCGGGGAUCCAUAAGCACGUGCCCUUUCAGGAAGGCCAGGCCAAUGCUUUUCAGGAUGGCGCCUACCCCUUUCAUCUGAACGCCUGUCCAGCCGUGUGCCACAAUCCAGCAAGUUCUUCAGGCAGCCCUGGGAUCUUGCGACAGCCAGGGAGCAUGGGAACUUGUAGCGCUUUAGACCUAUCCCCUGUGGGCAGACUUGCCCCCUCGUCCGGCAGUCCACAGCCUUGCCCAAUGUGCAUGUCCACCCCCAAGGUGCAAGCUGAUGACGGAAUGAUGGGCCUCUCUCCAGACGCCUACCGCUUACUGAAAGAGCAGGACCGACAGCUGAAGCUCCUGCAGGCUCAGAUUCAGCGUUUGUUAGAAGCGCAGUCUCUUCACUCCUCCCCAAAGACAGCCAGUGUCGAUGGCUCCGUGCAGGCUGAGCAGCAGGUGGAGUUGGUUUCGAUGGAGACCCAAGCAUCUUCUGGCCUGCACCUGAAGGAGAGUGUGAGCAUCGCUGUGAGCACAGGAGCCAGCUUGUUUGGGGACUCGCCUGGUGAGAACCAUGAGCCUGCGGCUCCCCUGCAGCAGGAUGAUGACGAGGACUCCAAGCUUUUGAGUGAAGACAUCCAUUUGUCCGUGGAGAUCAAUAACGAAGGGACAGACCACACAAAUAGCUUGUCUUUGUUAAAAGCAGUUGAUAUUCCCAGUUUUGACGAGAGCAGCCGUGUUGCUGAAGAGACUCACCCAUCCUCAGCUUACUCCAGUGUUUCCUCUGCAGGAAGAAAGGAGCCAGACCUACCAGUGUUUCUUCCAAACCCCAUGUUGGGAGAAGGCAUUAGCGGGAGCUUACAGCCAGGACCCACAGAGGGGGCCAACAGCCAGUCCUCAGCCACUGCAGUGGGUGAACCCCAAGCUGAGUCAACCCAAGUGAGGGAGCCCUUGCUGCCUCUUCUGUUGGACAACCAGAAGUUUUGCCAGGAUUUAUUGGGUCCAGCAAACCACUUGUCAAAUAAUACUUCUGCCAAAGACACCGAGCCUGCAGUGACUCCUAGCAGUGGUGGCAGCAGGACCCAGAAUGCGGGUAAGGGGAAGACCAAGAGACCUGGCCCCCGCCGGCCGGACAAGGACAGCGUCCUUCAUGCCACCCUCGAGCAGCUUAGAAACCUUGGGGUAACCAUCGACUCCCCAAGCAAAAUGAAGAGAAGUGCACAGAAAGUGGAUCAAGCCAGUGUGCUAGCGUGCAUCAGUCCCGAAGCUGUCAUCUCUGGAUUAAACUACAUGUCCUUUACUAAUGUCGGCAUGAGUGGCAUAAGCCCCAGUGGGGUAGAUCUGAGCAUGGAGGCCAAUGCCAUCGCUCUCAAAUACUUAAAUGAAAACCAGCUGUCACAGCUUUCCUUCAGUCGAGCAAAACAAAAUCUGCUGAAGGACUCGUCCUUCAGCCUUCUCCAUAUCAACACAGACAAAAACAUGGUGGGACUUAGUUUGAUCUCACCAAACAUGUCGUUUGCGACCAGAAAAUAUAUGAAGAGGUAUGGACUGAUACAAAGCAGUGACAGUAGUGAGGAUGAGGAAGAGAUUCUGAAUAGGACGGAAGACAUGAAGAGUGAACAUUCACUGGAUCAGACCUUGGCUUCUGGCCCUGACCAGUUUAGCCCUGGGAAAGGCUGUGAAAUUCUAGAUUUUAAAUGCUACAACCAGGACGUGGUGAGUGCCCACUGGCAGCCAAAGCCUGGGAUGCCUAUGCUAAGAGACAUCACAAAUGAAGUGGCCCAGCCAAGAGCCGUACCGUCACCUGAGAAUGAUUCCUCUGCCUUUAUCCUGAGAGACUUGAAGAAGAACCCCUCAUUCAAGUUACUGACUGGCAGGCCUGAGUUUACUCAGCAUCCCAAGAAGGAAAAUCAAAGGGACAUUCAGGUAUUUCCUGAAAGCUUGCAGCCUUCUGACACUCUCCGAGAGAUGAAUAGCAUGAAUUCAGUGGGCACGUUCUUAGAUGUCAGUCGUCUCAGGCAGCUGCCCAAACUGUUUUAGGGAUUUAUGUAGCUGCCAAACCUUUCCUAGGUUGGGGCGGAGUGCUGGUCCGAAGGGCUGGCCCUUGGGGAGAAUGAAGUAGGUGGUGGAUCAGGGAGCCAAGGUGGUUCCAGAACCUUCUCAAGCCCAGAGGCCUGAGCCAGUGGUCUCACUACCCUGGAAGUGGCAGCUGCUGGGGACAGAGCACUGGCUUCUGAGGAGGGGCCCUGCGUAGUCACAUCCAGAGUGACAGAGAGGGAACGCUCACUUGGUUGAAUGCCCUUGGUCCAACUUUUUCUUUCAUCAGAUAUGCUGGGAAGGAAAAUCAUUUUAUCCAAUGUCUUGGUAAAGGUUGUUUACUGUCACCUUGUGUUAAAGUUGUUUCAGUCUCAGCUAAUUCCCAUCUCUGCCCUGAGUUACUUUGAAAGCAUCAUGAAAUAAAGGGAUCUCAGACUAGGAAAGAGGAUCAGAAUUAACCCCUGGAGAGCUGGGGAAUUCCGCUUGUUUUUUUUAUCUGAAAAUACAUUUUAUUUAAGGACCUUCUUUCUGUCUCCUCUUAAUUGGAAUGCUCAUUUGUUAAAAAAAUCGAGGCAGUUAAACUACUGGGGUCCUCCUUGGUGGAGGCUCAUGUGACAUCUCUUCAAUGUGUCACUCUAUUUCAGUCAUUCAUUUAUGGUGCGUGUGCUUUGUAGACUUGGGAGUGAGUUUUUCAAGUGUUUGAACAUUUUUGCGUAACUUAAUAAAAAUAUGCAGGCUGUCUGC
Molecule: messenger RNA, 4812 nt
Organism: Dromiciops gliroides (monito del monte)
Lineage: Eukaryota; Metazoa; Chordata; Mammalia; Microbiotheria; Microbiotheriidae
Gene: STIL
Product: STIL centriolar assembly protein
Exons: 17
Coding region: 220-4071 (1283 amino acids)
Biological process (GO): mitotic spindle organization; protein localization to centrosome; smoothened signaling pathway
Cellular component (GO): centriole; centrosome
Source: RefSeq, a predicted model, not a curated record